Sesamum indicum (sesame) is the source of this 1624-nucleotide messenger RNA. RefSeq names its product zeatin O-glucosyltransferase. Lineage: Eukaryota; Viridiplantae; Streptophyta; Magnoliopsida; Lamiales; Pedaliaceae. Gene Ontology annotation, molecular function: UDP-glycosyltransferase activity. The record is from RefSeq and is a predicted model, not a curated record.
GGUUCCAAAUGACAGCAAAAUUCAAGCACAGUUAUCAAUUAUAGUACAGAUACAACCUCCGGGAAAACGAUCAAACAGCUGCCAAGAUCCUUCAAUGACCAAUCACAGCCAAGAAAAUGGCAAUCAUAAAGAAUCUCAAGUCGCGGUGGUGAUGGUGCCGCUGCCGGCGCAGGGCCACCUCAACCAGCUUCUCCACCUCUCCCGCCUCGUAUCCGCCUCCAGCAUCCCCGUCUACUACGUCGGCUCCGCCACCCACAUCCGCCAGGCCAAGCUCCGGGUCCACGGCUGGAACCCUUCCACAAUAGCUAACGUCCAUUUCCAAGAAUUCCCACCAACUCCUUUCCACAACCCUCCACCUGAUCCCAAUCAAUCCAAGAAAUUCCCCUCGCAGCUCCUUCCAUCUCUUUCUGCGUCCAUACAUCUCCGUAACCCUGUUUACAAAUUUGUAGCCCAACUUUCGAGCAGUUUCAGGCGGGUUGUUGUUAUAUACGACUCUUUGAUGUCCUACGUUGUCCAGGAUAUUGAUUCUUUACAAAAUGCUGAGUCGUAUUGUUUUCGCUGUAUACCAGCUUUCACUCUGUAUUCUUUCCACUGGGAAGCCGCCGGGAGGCCUGAUGAUGUACCAGCUGAAGCGGCGGCGGUUCUGAAAGAAAUUCCGGAUCUGGAUGACUGCUUUUCUCCAGAGUUUGACGAGUUCUCCAGGUUGCAGCGUGUUUCCGGGAAAAUUUUCUCCGGAGACAUUUACAAUUCCAGCAGAGCGAUGGAAGGUUUCUACCUGGAUUUAGUUGCAGAAAGGAAGAUAACUGGAACAGAGAAGCUCUGGGCUGUCGGGCCCUUCAAUCCAGUGGUAUUCCCUGAGAAGAAGAGUUCAAGAAGCCGUCAUGAAUGCCUGGAUUGGCUCGACAGACAAAGCCCUAACUCAGUGAUUUUUGUCUCAUUUGGCACAACAUCUUUGUUAUCGAAUGAACAAGUUCAAGAACUGGCGUUUGGGCUGGAAAGAAGCCAGCACAAGUUCGUAUGGGUGGUGAGAGACGCAGACAAAGGAGAUAUUUUCACAGGAGAAGUCAGGAAAUCAGAACUGCCAGAAGGGUUGGAAGAGAGAGUGAAAGAAAGAGGCAUCAUUGUGCGGGACUGGGCGCCGCAGCUGGAGAUCCUCGGCCAUCCCUCUACUGCUGGUUUUAUGAGUCACUGCGGGUGGAAUUCAUGCAUCGAGAGCAUCAGCAUGGGAGUGCCGAUGGCAACAUGGCCGAUGCACUCGGACCAGCCGAUAAACGCAGUCUUCGUGACUAAAGUAUUGAGGAUUGGCCUGGAAGUUAAGGACUGGGCUCGUCGGGACGAGGUGGUGUCGUCGAGCACAGUAGAGUGUGCAGUAAGAAGAUUGAUGGCAUCGGAAGAAGGAGAUGAAAUGAGGAAAAGGGCGCAAGAACUGGGAGCUGCGGUCAGGAAUUCUGUGAUGGAAGGUGGCAGUAGCAGCAAAGAGAUGGAUUCCUUCAUCACCCACAUCACUAGAUAAUUUUUCUCAUUUAUUAGCAUAUACAAUGGAAUAAAAGUUGCAAUACGAAUUGGAAUAAGAAAUUCACUCCUUCUUUCGACAAUUUGAUUGAAUUUUUUGUUUCGCGUCGUA